Messenger RNA from Oncorhynchus keta (chum salmon), 2476 nucleotides. RefSeq names its product dystroglycan 1-like. The record is from RefSeq and is a predicted model, not a curated record. Lineage: Eukaryota; Metazoa; Chordata; Actinopteri; Salmoniformes; Salmonidae. Gene Ontology annotation, cellular component: dystroglycan complex; sarcolemma; dystrophin-associated glycoprotein complex. Bases 1 to 2175 code for a protein of 724 amino acids. Gene Ontology annotation, biological process: nerve development; muscle attachment; axon guidance. The transcript has 2 exons. Gene Ontology annotation, molecular function: calcium ion binding; laminin binding.
AUGACUCUGGAGCCUUCCUUGACUCAAAUACCAUUAGCUGCUCCAGCCACAAGUGAACUGUACUCUGAAAUAACCUCAGUACCAAGGGCGGAAUUAUACGUAGAUUCAGUGUUAUUCAUGAUGACGCGAACAACGGCUGACUUUGAAUCCAACUUUGACAGUUCAUAUAGUAUUCCACAGGCAACUGUAGAGAUCCUGGGGACAACAGCUCACGGCCAGCUCUGGCCAAUAGAACUGUCUGCUGUUCAAAGACUAUACACAGAAUCCUCCCUCCUUCUGUUGCAGAGUCUGGAUCCCUCUUACCCUCAGUAUACCCAGUUCAUAGCCCAGGAGGAUCCCUCUUACCCUCAGUAUAUCCAGUCCAUAGCCCAGGAGAACACGCUGGGUAACUCCACUCAGACUUUUCCCACUGAUUCUCUAGAUUUCAUGUCACAGAGUGCAGAGAAAGAACAGACUCUGCUCCCAUCAAAGUUCAGUGAUUUAGAGAUAAGAGACCACUACUCUGAUCCAGUUUACAUCCAAACGGACACCUCAAGGCAGUUUUCCUUAGAGUCACACAAGGAUCGUCCACAAACAGCUGCCAAAACAGAUAAAAAUUCCGAAUACGUCUCUUUGCAGUUUCUCUCCAAGACCAAUCAGCUUGUAACUGCUACAUCGUUCUCAUCCCUUCACUCUUCCCAAUGUCUACCCAGCAUCUCAGUAACCACGCAAACCUCCAGCAUUCCAGCAUCUGUCCUCAGUGCCACAAACAGGUCAGCUGUGUCAUUAAUGCACCAAUCACUGCCCAGGACUCAAGGUAUCACAAGCAUGGGCAGAGCAAUCACAGUGUGUCCAAUCACAGGUUACUGCCCUUUGACCUCCCUACUGAUUCUCAGCACCGGCUGGAGAGAGUAUGAUGCAACUUCAAGUGUCUCAUCAGGUCCAGUUGAGAUGCGAGAGGUGUCUUUGGGCCUUGCUCCAACUGGAGUACUUAGAGUAUCUUCUGCACCCACGUCUCCUUCAGCUGCCUCCUCAGGGCCCUCCAAUCUCCCUCCCAAAGUGUUGCAGUCCAUCCCACUUCUGGAAGCCACAGUCGGCUUCCCUUUCCACUACACAAUACCAUCAAUGACCUUUCUGGAUCCAGAGGAUGGGGCAGCAGAGUCCCUCUCCCUGGAGCUGACGUUCAUAGAUGGCCCUCCUGUGACUCUAGGGUCCUGGGUGGCCUUGGAUGGACUUGAGCUGCAUGGUGUCCCUCUGGAAGUGGACCUGCAGUUUGCCCCUCAGCAGCUGCUGCUGGCUGCUCGGGACAAUCAGGGCCUGGCUGCCUGGCUCCCCCUCACCUUGGACCUCCACCGCAGCCAUGCGGAGCCCUGCCACAGCUUUAGCCUCAUAGCUCACCGGAGCCUUUACUCCCUCCUCAGCCAGCGCCACAGGGUGGAGCUUCUCCUGGACAAGCUGUCCCGCUUCUUCAAUGACUCUGGCAGCCACCACCUUGCCGUGCUGUCCCUGGCACCUGGAUCCACUAUUGUGUCUUGGUACAACUUCACCCUAUGCCAGGUGGGGGGUGAUGGUGACGAGGGACGGUGCCCUGUGGGUCAGGUCUGGCGCAUGUGGGAGGAAAUUAGUUCAGAGGCCAGACAGAUUAGCCCUGCGUUCAGCCAGGCAAUGCUCCCAGAGUUCCCCAUCAGCAAGGUAGGCCCUGUGAGCUUCAGACGUGACUGUUUCUCCAGCCCAACUACUGCCACAACUAUAGCCUCUAGUCCCACUCUUUCCCCCAGUACUCCAUAUCCCACUUCUAUCAACACCGUCCCAGCCUCGGAUCCCACUGGUGCAUCAGUGCGACAGACAGGCCCCUAUCAUUGGAUGGCCAGUGUGUUGACAGCUCUGCUAGUGGUCUGCUGUCUCUUUCUGGCAGUCACCAUUACAUUUAUAGUUUUCUAUUUCUGUAGAAGCCAUGUGAGGGUAAGGACUCUUGCGAUUUGGCCCUCAGAGGGAGUUGUCCCAGGUCACACCAUGGAUCUGAGGGCAAUAAGGCCAAGGAUGCCCCCCCUGUUCCAACCAGAAGUACCCCCACCUCCCCCAAGGUUGUGGCUGAACACCUCACCAGCCAGUGGAGAGCAUCUCUCUCCCACAUAUCUCCAGGGCAGACAGCCUUAUCAAAGACCAGUGUCUUUUCACCCACCUCCACAAUACUAGUUCCCACCACAAUACCCACAUAACAGACCAUGGGAACACAAAUCCCAAGAAAUGUAUACAAACAAAUGAAUCCAUUCUUGGAAGUGAGGUUGUGACAUGUUCAUACACACACUACUCAUGCCACAACGAGGGUUGUUGAGACAACGGUGUUGCACAACCGUUUUGGAAGACAACGUAUUAAUGGAUCUUGGGAGGGCAAUUAUAAAUGUGUCUUUUAUACUGGAACGUUGUAUUGCUGUGAUAAUCUACACACAUUUGUACUUCUAUGUACCAAAACGUACAACAUAAAGCAUGAAAAUUG